AGUUGAAAGUUAGAAGAGUCGCAAGUGCUUCUGUGAUAGUACAGGACAGAUAUUAUCUAAUAGGUGGAAAUCAUGUAGAAGCUUAUGUUAGAGCAGAAUAUCUUCAAGAAGGAGAUGAAUCUGUAACAUAUGAAGGAAUGCUAACCCCUGAACAAGAGACAGCCAACAGUGGGUAUGGCUGUGCAAUAAGAUUCUCAGAUAAAUCAUUUAUAAUGAUAAUCAAAGACACUGUUACAGAAUAUGAUAUAAUUACAGGAGUUUCCAAGCCUUUACCCUCAUUGAACAUUCCUCGCGUGAAGUUUGGAUGUGAUGCUUUUCUGGAUGAAGAUGGAGAGCGGUCCUAUGUUGUGACUGGUGGAGAUACCCCAGAUUCAACCAGAUCUGCUGAAAUAUUCAAGCCUUCAGUUGGACAAUGGAUACAGAUAGGAGACACAAACUAUCCAAGAACCUUUCAUGCUGUUGUUACCACAUCUGAGGGUGUUUUUGUUAUAGGACGAACUUCCACCCCUGGAUCGGUUGAAAAGCUGGACAUCAAGACAAAGACCUGGCUUGAAACUGGAUUGAUGUAUGACCCUGUUAAUGCCAAGCAGUUUGGUGCAACUGCAAUUCCAGCAAAUCUUCAUCCUUAA
Molecule: messenger RNA, 629 nt
Organism: Eurytemora carolleeae
Lineage: Eukaryota; Metazoa; Arthropoda; Copepoda; Calanoida; Temoridae
Exons: 9
Coding region: 138-629 (163 amino acids)
Molecular function (GO): protein binding
Source: RefSeq, a predicted model, not a curated record